CUGAGAGCUAGAGGCUGGGCUACUGCUCCAUGACUAUAAUCCUGGGGAUAACAUGGGCUUUCCAACCUGGACCAGAUAACAUUUCCAUGGCUGGAGAAUAAAGGAGUCAACAAAAGGUGGAGAUCAUAGUGACCCGCAAAGAUGAGCAGUGAGGCCACCCCUGAGGCUGUGUCCUCUCCACCGCCCCAGGAGCAAAAAUAUUUUGACCGAUACACUGAAGACGACCCAGAAUAUCUGCGAGUCCGAAACAUGGCGGCUGAUCUCAGGCAAGACUUUAAUGUAAUGGAGCAGAAGAAGAGAGUGAGCAUGAUACUGCAGAGUCCAUCUUUCAGGGAAGAGCUGGAGAGUCUCAUCCAGGAACAGAUGAAGAAGGGAAACAACUCCUCUAAUAUCUGGGCUCUCAGGCAAAUUGCAGACUUCAUGGCCAGCACUGCUCCAUCCGUCUUCCCAACCUGUCCCGUCAGCUCCUCCAUGGUGUUGCCGAUCAACGAUAUUCACUGCAAUGACCCCAUCCCUCUGGCAAAAGGCGAGCGGCUUAUGAGAUGCAAACUCGCCAGUGUCUACAGACUUAUGGACCUUUAUGGCUGGGCUCAGCUUAGUGGUACCUUUGCCUCGAUAAGAGUGAAUAAAGAACAAGACCACUUCUUAAUCAGCCCACGUGGAAUAUCCUGUAAUGAGGUGACGGCAUCAAGUCUGGUGAAGGUUAACAUUCUGGGGGAGACGGUGGAACUGGGAAGUACCAGCUUUGAGGUUGCCUCUUGUGACUUUAGCCUGCACUCAGCCAUCUAUUCUGCACGACCUGACGUGAGGUGCAUCAUCCAGUUACACACAGCAGCCGCUACAGCUGUAUCAGCAAUGAAAUGUGGCCUCUUACCUAUUUCCCAUGAUGCCUUGCUAGCGGGGGAGGUGAUGUACUAUGAAUACAGUGGAGACAUGGAGGCAGAAGAUGACAGAAUUGAACUUCAGAAGUGUUUGGGACCCACAUGCAAGAUCCUCAUUCUGCAGAACCACGGGGUCGUUGCACUGGGGGAAACCGUGGAAGAGGCUUUCUAUAAAAUCUUCCACCUGCAGGCAGCCUGUGAAAUCCAGGUGUCCGCUGUGCCCAGUGCUGGGGGCCCGGAUAAUCUUAUCCUGCUGGACAGGGAGAAAUAUCGUCCCCAUGAAGUGGGAACAGUGGGCUGGGCUGGGAGCAAGUUUGGGCCAAUGCAGAAGAGCAGGCUGGGGGAACAUGAGUUUGAGGCACUAAUGAGAAUGAUGGAUAAUUUGGGUUACAGAACAGGUUACUCCUACCGCCACCCGUUUGUUCAGGAAAAGACAAGGCACAAGAGCGAAGUGGAGAUCCCAGCCACAGUAACUGCUUUCCUUUUUGAGGAGGAAGGCGUCCCCAUCUCCACCCUGCGGCAGCAUGCCCAGAAGCAGCAGAAGGAAAAGACCCGUUGGCUGAACACGCCAAACACUUACCUUCGGGUCAAUGUGGCUGAGGACAAUGUGGGCAGCCCUAGAAGCAAGACCACGUGGCUCAAAGCAGAUGAGGUGGUUAAACCCAGCAGUGGAAUAGCCAUCCGCAUUGAGAACUCAAAUCAGUUUGUGCCACUUUUCACUGACCCAAGAGAAGUCUUGGAGACAAGGAAUAAGGUAGAAUAAAGUUUUAGAUAAGAGAACAAAAUCGUCAGGAUUUUAAGUCUGCUGGGCCCCAGUCUCAGUUAUUAGCCAACGUGAUAACUGACAAAAGCAGAAGUCCGUCUGCAGACAGCCAAUUGGCUUCAAGAACUGAAGCAGAAAUGAAACAGGAGCCAUUAGAAGACGUUUCACCAGAACCUGAGCCCCCAAACCCUUUCAGCCAACUGACUGACCAAGAACUAGAAGAGUAUAAAAAAGAAGUAGAGAGAAAAAAACAUGUCCUUGAUGAUCCAAACGAGAGGGAACAGCCUGAAGAGGAUUCACAGCCAUCACUGGUGACCCCACCUACUUCUCCUGUCAGAAGUCCUACCAAGACCACAGUUCCUAUUGUUUCUCCUUCAAAGUCCUCAGAAGGAGCAGGGAGAAAGGAAGAAGUCACAGCACCUGCAGACUUAGGCACCACGGAGGAGAAAAUCCCACCGGCUGUGGUGUUGAAUGGAAAAGAAGAGGAUCAGUCUCCUCCUGAGGAAACACCACCCAAAGUCACAGAUACAGAAACUCCUAAAGGAAAAAGCGAGACAGUACCAAAUGCAUCCCCCGAAGGAUCUCCCACUAAGUCGCCUUCCAAAAAGAAAAAGAAAUUCCGCACCCCAUCCUUCCUAAAGAAAGGAAAGAAGAAAGAAAAAGAGAAA
This is a messenger RNA of Xenopus tropicalis (tropical clawed frog), 2312 nucleotides long. It is a transcript of the gene add2, whose product is annotated as adducin 2. The record is from RefSeq and is marked validated. Lineage: Eukaryota; Metazoa; Chordata; Amphibia; Anura; Pipidae. Gene Ontology annotation, cellular component: cytoskeleton; plasma membrane.